AUGGAUGAUGAAGAAAUUGGAGAGGGAGAAUUUGUUGUGGAGGCAAUCCUUGGAGAGCGUUACAAUAAGAGGAAGAAAAUGAAGGAGUAUCUACUGAAAUGGAAGGGAUAUAGUGAUGCGGAGAAUACGUGGGAGCCUGAAACUAACUUGGAUUGCGAUGAAUUAAUUGCUGAAUUUCAUGCUCAGCAAAAUACUACGUCACAAAUUUCUGUAGCUUCUCGACCUGGCUCCACUUCUUCAAACAUUUCCUUGAAGCGUCCAGCUUCUGAAGACUUGUCCGAGAGUGAAUAUUGUGUUUAUUCAAGUGAAAGUGAAGACGAUGAAGAAAAUCGACAACGAAGAAUGCGUCCGCCUCCUGGUGAAAGUGGAAUGGAAAAAGGUUGGGUGCCAGAAGUAAUCGUCGCAGCUUGCCAACCAGAAGACAAUUUUCCGCUUACGUAUAUUGUUAAAUAUAGGCAUAAGAAAAAGUUUGAAAGGGUGCCAAGUUCAGUGUGUAUAAAGUAUUGGCCACAGUUUCCUCUGUACCAAAACGUAACUGCUUCGUUUAAAGCCAGGACAUAUGUAGGUAAUACCUUGUGCCUUAUGUUUGCAAUGAUGGAUGUAUCAAAGGAACUUCAAUCAUCAAGUGCAUCAUUCGAACUAAAAGGAGUGGUUGUUAAGUUGGAAAAUCACUGGCUUACGAUUUCUGUAAUUUUACCAGAGAUCAAAUUAAAGAAUGAUACUUUAUCAGAGGUCCUAAAAUUGGGUUCAUGGGUAAUUUUACAUGUUGCUGGACAAAAUGUUUAUGAGAUUGUGCGACAGUGCAGUGAAGUGCUACCCACAUAUGUUUAUAAGGAUUUCGUUUUUCUUAAAACGAAUAUAUCUUUUCAAGAGAGAGAAGAAGAGGGAUAUGGUUGCUGGGUUUGGUCACGAGAAUUGGGAAAAAUUGCUGCUGUCUGUCACGAAAAAUAUGUGCCACACCAAAAUUACGUAGUGUUAGUAUCGAGAAAACCGACGAAGUAUCAGUUUGUUGUUGAAUACAACUGGAUGCUGACAAAAUAUAUUGAAGAACCUAGUCUCAACGUUUAUUUCGAUGUCGUUUUCCAAAAAUAUAGAAUUUGCAGUGGACAAAAAGAUCCUUUCAACAAGGAGCAUGAAAUUGAUUGCAGUAAUAGCGGAGAUAAUUAUUCUGAGAGUAGUGUGGAUGACGAACAUUUUUUUUUCGACGAUUCAGAAGAAAAAAAUUACAAAAAUUCCACCACCAACAAUAUUUACGCUGUUAUAACGAAAGUGGUGUCAAAUCCAAACAUCAGAGUAGUUAUGCAGAAAUAUCGGCCUAAGGAAUUCCUAAGUAUGUGUGAAGCUCUUAGUCUAAAGUUCGCUUUGACCGACAUUGUCCAGUGA
Molecule: messenger RNA, 1383 nt
Organism: Acanthocheilonema viteae
Lineage: Eukaryota; Metazoa; Nematoda; Chromadorea; Rhabditida; Onchocercidae
Source: the annotation of a GenBank genome assembly